This is a messenger RNA of Rhagoletis pomonella (apple maggot), 1337 nucleotides long. Its product is annotated as facilitated trehalose transporter Tret1-like. The transcript has 5 exons. The record is from RefSeq and is a predicted model, not a curated record. Lineage: Eukaryota; Metazoa; Arthropoda; Insecta; Diptera; Tephritidae. Gene Ontology annotation, molecular function: sugar transmembrane transporter activity. Bases 9 to 1337 code for a protein of 442 amino acids. Gene Ontology annotation, cellular component: membrane. Gene Ontology annotation, biological process: transmembrane transport; carbohydrate transport.
CGCACAUUAUGACUCUCUCGCAUGGCAUUGGCUUAGGUUGGCUCUCUCCGACGCUGCUCAUAUUGCAGUCAACGCAAACGCCGUUAGAUUUCAAAGUUGCUGUCGAAGAUGUGUCAUGGAUUGGUUCAAUAUUUGGCAUAGGUUCGCUGUGCAGUAAUAUAUUUUUUGGACUCACUGCGGAUCGUUUCGGUAGAAAGACUAAUAUGUACCUCUUGGCGCUGCCGCAUAUGCUCUUUUGGAUUCUCAACUAUUUUGCACAGAGUGUAGAGUAUCUAUAUGCAGCGCGUUUCUGUGCGGGUCUAACCAGUGGUGGCCUCUAUGUGGUCGGACCUAUCUUCAUUAGUGAGAUUUCUGAUAAAGAAAUUCGUGGCGCUCUCACUUCUUUAGCUAUGAUGUUUUAUAGUUGCGGCAUUCUCAUCGGCUAUAUAUUACCUUCCUAUCUCGAUUACUACGUUAUACCGUGCAUAAUAAUAUUCCUAUCCAUAAUUUAUAUCGUAAUAAUGGCGUUCUUCCCAGAGACACCAACGAGUCUGAUGCAGCGCGGCAAGGUUGAAGAAGCAGAAAUUGCUUUCAAUUUCUAUAAAAACCUAAAGCCCAAGAAAUAUGUUCGUGAGUUGUUUGUAAAUGAGUUGCAAUCCUCAUCAACGCUAAGUGAAUUCGAGGACCUCAAGGCAUCUAAGCUGCAAGGUGGCAAGACCGCACCCAUUUCGCUGGGCGACUUUUUAAAUCGAACCGCUUUGAAGAAAUUCGCUCUCGCUUUUGUACUCUGCACGCAGAAUCAAUUUUCGAGCAGCUUUGCCAUCGUAAAUUAUAUGUCCCAUAUUUUUGCUGAAUCUGGUUCGACAAUGGAUCCAAGUCAAUGCACCAUCAUUGCGGGCAUAGUACAAAUUAUGUGCACUCUCUUGGCCACUUUGCUUGUUGAGCGUUUUGGGCGUAAAAGCCUAAUGUUACUCUCGACCGCCGGCAUGACUUUGGGAAUGUUCAGCUUUGGUGCUUUCGUACAAUUCACCGAUGAGACGAUCAAAGCUGAAUACAAUUGGGUUCCGCUCUUGGCGGUGGCAUUUGUCACGGCUACGGCCUCUUUUGGUGUAAUUUCCUUAACUUUCACGAUAAUCGUGGAAAUAUUGCCGGCAAAGAUUCGCCCUCAAGCGCAGUCCAUUGCCAUGAUGUAUUGUAGUGUUAUGGUGUUCACCACCCUUAAGUUAUAUCCUUACUUCCUCUUCAACUUGGGCAUAUCAAUCACAAUGUAUUCGUGUGCUGGCUCUUGUGUAAUUACUGGAAUUUAUUUGCUGUUCUUUUUGCCAGAAACUAAAGGCAAAUCAAUGGUGCAGGACUAG